Molecule: messenger RNA, 5559 nt
Organism: Strongylocentrotus purpuratus (purple sea urchin)
Lineage: Eukaryota; Metazoa; Echinodermata; Echinoidea; Camarodonta; Strongylocentrotidae
Gene: hps5
Exons: 20
Coding region: 103-5559 (1818 amino acids)
Biological process (GO): developmental pigmentation
Cellular component (GO): cytoplasm
Molecular function (GO): protein binding
Source: RefSeq, a predicted model, not a curated record
UUUAUCCAGAUUUACGUUUGGAAAUAGCUUGAUGGACCAAUGGAUUGACUGACAAAUAACCUUUCAAGGCCAGGUCCAUAUCUUGGACUAAGCAUCUAAAAGAUGGAGAGUCCCGGUGCCUCUGCUAGUCAGCGUUCCUCAGACAAUGGGAAGGCCACUCACAUCUUCACGGAGUUAAGGUCGCAUGAUGACCUGUUACUUCCUGUCAGAGGAUCAAAGAGGUUGAAGUACACGUGCAUCACAUGUUCUCGUCAGUACAUUGCCCUGGGAUCAUCACAUGGAGGUCUUUACAUCUUCCAGCGAGACACACUCAAGUACCUACAGCAAAUUGGGAACAAGGAAGGGCUCACAAAGGCUCUCUUCUCUCCCAACGAAAAUGUGAUUGGCAUGGCAACAAGUGGCGGAGCGGUAAUUGCAUGGAAACUGAAUAUUACAUCAAGGCAGAAGGCAGAGAGAUUGGUAGCGGCACAGGCCCAUCGUAAUCACAGAAUUACCAGUCUCUGUUGGGAUGGGGCGGGGCUAAGGCUCUUCUCCGGGGACGAGAGAGGGCGCAUAACAGUCACUAAUACAGACAGCAGUAAGCCUUCGGGCAUCUUCAAGUUCCAGUCUGAGCUGGUGGUCGAUGUCGACUCCAGUGUCGUUCAGAUGGACUUUGCCGAAGAGAGGCUCCUCAUCUCUACCAUGACAAGAUGCUACAUGUGUGACCCUAAAAAACAACUGUCUUUCCCAAUUGGCACGAAACUGAGGGAUGGUGCUUACGGAGCGUGUUUCUUGAAUAAGUCUGGAAGUGAAAGACCCUCUAUCUUCUGUGCUAGGCCAGGCAGCAGGAUGUGGGAGGCUAAUACUCUCUGCCAAGUCCUCAACACACAUCAGUUCAAACAGCUUCUGGCCACGCCCCCUCUCCCAGUUGUGGGUAAAGGGAGAGAGGCAACAUUCCCAUCUGAAGACACCAAGCAUCCUCCACAAUCACUAGCCUUUCCUAUACUCCAUCCUCUUGGAAAUCAUUUCUUGGUGACUUGGACUGAGCGAGGAGUCUUUGUCUUUGAUCCGGUCAAUGUUAAUGUUGUUUUCUGGACUAGCGAUAUUUCAGGUCUUGUAGAUGUCAGCGUCAGCAAGAGCUCCCUCUACUGCCUCCACCAAGAUGGCCACGUCCACAAGUACACCCUGCAGAACAUCGCCCGCUGCGCCGCUUCGCUCUACCAGCAGAGCCUCUUGGUCCAGUGCUCCCGGCUCGUCCUGCGAUUCCAGACGCAGUUCCAACGCUCCCGGGCCAGGCACCACAUGCCGUCCCGCGUCCUGCACGAGCUGGCCAAGCGGGUAGCUGCAGAGGACUCCCUCUUGGGCUGCGACGUGGAGGAGUUGGCGGUUGCCGUUGAGAACAGGAUGCUGGAUGUAGCGUCUACUGUAAGCAGCAGGAGGAGCAGUUUUGAUUCUUACGAUGAGAUGCGGCAACAGUCUGGUAUCUAUGUCGUCAGGAAGCGCCUUGACAGCGAAUGCUCAGAUGACCUACCUCUAGGGUACGAUGCUCACAUGGACCAAAUACAAGGAAACAUGGAAUUGACAGAGAAGACCAGCCAUGAUACGAUCCAAGAAACCAGUCCAACCAAGGCAGAAACGGAUUCAAAGGAAGCAACUCCUACAGAACAUAUCAGCUUGGAAGUAGGUGUUAGCUUUCAUGUGGAAGAUCCAAAGGACGAGGUCAUGUUGCAAGAAAACAGCCUUGGGGAACUCACAAGGGAAGUAGUUUGGAGCAGGGAUAGCACUUCAGGUAAUCUGAGCGGACAAUUAGAGGACAAAGAAGAAGUCUUGGUAGUCAAAGAGAUAGGUAUGCCUGAAGAGAAUAGCCCUCCAGGAGACGGAUUGACUGUGAAGCAGAUUGACCAAAGUGGUGCUAGAAUAUCUGGAUUUGAUGAACGUAGGGAUCAGCUUGUAAAACAGGACGCAGAUUCUCUUGGAGUUCCUGUAGAACAAAUAGAUGUAAGCCGGGAUGAGGUGGACAUUCUAGGAGGAAUAGGAGAUGCAACUCUUUCUGUAAAUGAUUCUCAAAGAACAUCAGGAAGUGGUCAUCUGGAUGGAAUUGAGUCUGUAAUUGGAAGUAAUAGGGAGAAAAUACAUUCUGUUGAAAAUGAACAGACUCGAGAGGAAAAGGUGCUCCAGGACCAAGAUGCUGAAGCAGACGUAGUAGAGUCUGCAGGAGGUGGCCAAAUCCUGGUUGAAGAUAGUUCCAUGAAGGAGGAGAUGCUUAGUACUCCAAACCAAGAUGCCAUCCGGGCAAAAGAUGACUAUGAUACACCACAAUUUGCAGUGCAAUUGGAUGGAAAAAGUGGCCUUUUGAUGAUGACUGAUUUUGCCGAUAAUCAAACUCCACGUCAGAGCGACCAUGUUGCUGACGAUGUUCUACCAGUGGAGGAGAAAGGAACAACUGGAGACAUCACUGAGAGCAUAGAAGUGCCUGUAGAUGAUGGUGUUCCAGAAGAGCAUAGUGAAAGCUUUAGUCUAGGAAAGGAUUUUGAUGAAGUGGAAGAAACUAUGCAGGAAGAGCUAAUGGUUGGAGGAAUGGACUCUGCCGAGCAGCUUGUAACCAAAGAUGGUGGUGCUACUGAUGAAUGUCAGCUAGUGGGCAUAAAUGAAAUCAACCAAAGAAAAACUAUGACGAAUACCUUGGAAAAUGAUCACAGCCUGGAAGGGAGUAUCACAAGCACUUCUAUUGUACAAUUGGAACUUUCUGAAGUACAGACAGACAUUGAGAUGGCCUUAGAGAAUAUACAAUUAAUUGAAGAUGUGGUCAAUGUUGGAGAAAGAACAGGACAUGAAAUUCACAAACAGGAAGUCAAAGAAAACACAGAAGACCUUACAAACCAAAAAUGUAAUAUUGGUUUUGAAGAGGAAGAUGCUGUCGAAACCAAAGAACAGAUUAAUGAUGCGAACAACACUGUUCUCUCUGACUUGUGCCUUGUUGUGAAGAAAGAGGAAGAAGUGAAGGAUGAGACUUGGAGAGAAGAAUGCUCAAUCCUGGAGCUAACUAAGGAAACAUCGGGAGAAGAAUCACACUCCACUCAACAAAAUGGGCCUUUGAUCAAGGAGGGAAUCAUGAAAGUCCUAACAAGAGCUGUGAACCUGAUAACGGACAAUGACGAAAGCACUCCAGUCGAUGUCUCAGGGUUUGGGCUGGAUGUGUCUGGAUUUGGUAUCAGUCCACCAGAGGAGUCGAUCCACUACCCCUCUAGUCAGGUAGAAGAGUCUAAUUCAUUUGACCAAAGCGCCAGUGCCCACCAGACUCCUUUUGAAGAUGCCGUUACGCCUGGCCUGGGAGAAGACCUUGCUGGGUUUGUAAAGGUAUCACACCUGCCUGUUUCUAAUAAUGCCAGUGACCCAUUGCGAGCAUUACAGAAUGACGAGGAGAGAGUGAGGAUGCUGACUACUGAUUCAGUUGUUGAUGACACGAGAGAUGCAAUACUUGAACGAAGACGAGAAGAUGGGGAUGUCUUGAAGCAAGAAGAACGCAAGAAAAUUGUUUCAGAUGGUUCAUCCAGCAAUGAAGCUUUUAAUCAGUGCAAUCCCACCUCAAUUAAUCCACUUACAUCUCAUGACCACAAUGCCAACCAGGAGAAACCAGUUGAACACCCGGAAGAGGAUUGCAGUAGUCUUCCCAAUUCCAGUCCUUCAUCAAAUAUUUCAACCCUGGAUGAUAGCAAUACCAGUUCAUCAAGCUUGGACAAACUUAAAGACAUGUCACAGCUUUCUGAGCAGAGCACUCCAAGUGCCUCGAGCUCCUCAGAGAACCUUGAAAUCGUGAUAGAGGAUGACUUGGAAGUGGCAGAGGGAGAUGCACAGUUUCCGGAUGCUGAAACAGAACUGAUCCAAGCUGUGACCGGGAGCCAGUACGUCCAGCGACAGACUGAGUUCACAAGAGACCGCUCACAGAGUCUUGAGAAACUCAAUGAGGAAUCUUCUGGAGGGAAAUCUCCAUCAGCAACCACGAAGCGGAAGAAGACUAAGAGUAGAGUCAUUGAUAUCACUGCGACAGUAUCAAGGAAGCCAUCCCCACUCCAGGCUAUGACCCCGGGCUCUGUCCUCUACCGCCCUACAAGUCUUCCUGACCUCUCUCCGCAAUCCUCAUCCCAGCCCCGCUCGCUCCAAAGGACCCCUUCUUCCACAACCCCCUCCCCAGCCCUGUCCCCUAAGAAGGAAGCUAGGAAACAGUUCCCCGUCAGCUCUGCCCUUCCUUCGUCCAACCUGAUCAUGGCUGCGACGUCGGGAUUGCCCCACUCGUCAGGGUUGAUAGAGACGCAGCAGAUUCUGCUUAACUCAACUACUCAGAUAAAUCUUAAAUCUGUGAAGGACAGCCUUACAUCCAAAUUAAGCAAGACCAAGACAUUCCUCCAAUCCAUUGGAGACAGCAACCCCCUGUCACCCAAAGAUGGGGAGCAUAGCUUCCCCCCAAUGCAGCGACGCCCUUCCCCCGCCUCUAGCCCCAUCUCAGGAAGUCCAACGCACAGGAAAGGGACUUCCCCAUCAGUACCACGCAGGGAGAUUCCCCAUCAACAGUCAACUGGGAGUCCACACCCAUCACCAGUUACUUCACCAUUGCACAGACCACGCCCACCUGGUGAAAGGGACUUCCCCCAUGGAUUGGAAGAGGAGACAGAGGAAGAACAGAUUGAUGCAAGACACAGCGAGGAUUUGAUUGAAGCUACAAAGUCUGCUGUACCUGCACUACAUGAUCGUCAGACUCGCUACAACACCAAUGCCUUGAGAGAUGUUCUUCAACCAUGGGUACAAAAGCUAGAGCAGUCAUACAGGUGGUGUCAUUCUGAAGGCAUUAUCCCUUGGAGCAAAGGCCACCAUUUGCCAGUGACAGUCAGGGAGGAUGUGGGUCGCCUAGCAACACUGUGCUUCAGUCUUGAUAUCUAUGCAAAUGAGGAAGGACAUGGAAAUGGUGAAGGAGAAAUGGAGCAAGAGACUCGAUCCAAAAUUGAGACAGGUGGAGAUGAUUGUAGUGAUACUUCAAAGCUGGAUGGAUGCAGGGCAGCAUUCAUCAAGAGACAUUUUAACAUACUAGACAGGCAAAGAAUUAUAGAGGUACUGCGACACAAGCAAAGCUGUCAUGCUUUGAGAACUCUUGUGCAGUGUGAAGGGGAUGCAGCUAAAAACACCAACAUAUCUGAUGCAUUAGACAAUGGAGAUGUGCAGGAAGCCUUUGACCUGUUAUUAAGAGCUGACCUGAGCUCCAGUAAUCUGCCCCUUUAUCUCUGCUUUCUACAAAGACUUUGUGGCCUUGAUUCUGGAAGAGCCCUGGAUGUGAUUAUAUCGGACUAUCCUUCCAUCGGUCCCUGGCAUGCCUAUCAUAUACUUCAGGACCAGACUCAGUCCAAAUGUCUCAUCCUCGAUUAUGUGGAAUCUUUUCUGUUGACACAUCCUUUUGCUCAAAGAAAAAAGUUCAUUGAGCAAGUGAUGGCCAUGAAACCUCUGGUUUUGAGUCUAGCAGAAGCUGCCGUAACCUUUGACCCACCAAGCUUCAGUGAGCUAUUUUGUGAUUGUGGUAAACUACCGAAGUAA